UCUGGUACUUUCAGUUUAUCAUUUAGCGACAAAUCUACAUAAACAAAAAUGUUUAUUUGAACAUGAGAAUUGUAAAUCAAUCCGAUAAGCCGCCACAAACAGCUCCAGAAGAGUUCUCCUGCGUUAUAGGGUUUAGAUUUCAUUAAUGUUUAUCAAGAUGAAACGAUAGUUAAAAAACAUUUGGUUCUGUUAUGGUAAUAGCGACUGAUGACAUGGAUAAAGAGAGCACCAGCCCACUUUAUUGCAUGGACAUGUUUCUUCACCAUGACUAACUGAAAAUGCAUGCAACUUAAUAGCGCUUCUUGCGUAGUAAACCAAUGUUUGAAAACUAAGGCUUAACAAAUGAAAAAAAUAUUCCCAGAUAAUCAGAAAACCUAUCGUACGCACGUUUCAACGAUCCAAUGCACCUCGUUCACUUUAAUAAAGAUGAACUGUGUGUUAAUAUUAGUCCUCAUUUAAAAGUUCCAAACUAUUCGACGGGUUGGCCUUGAGUCUCACUUAGAUACCUAAUUAGGAAACUACGACGGGUUGAUGAUAUUCUAGCGAUCAUGUCUUCUGCUCUAUCAUGUCGAGCGGAAUUGUCUGAAACUUUGCACAAGCGGAAGCGAAGCGACAUGAUAAGCGGUUGCACUUUAAGUCGCGGUUUCUUCGACCAGGAUUGCCAAACUUUGGCUAGAGCCUUACUUGGGCAGACGCUGGUGCGGGUGGUGGACGGUGAGAGGUUGUCAGGCCGCGUGACGGAGGUGGAGAGCUACCUUGGCGGUGACGACGAAGCUUCCCACAGUCACCACGGCAAAAGAACACCGCGCAAUGAACCCAUGUACAUGCAGCCUGGCACUGCUUAUGUCUACGCCAUCUACGGCAGCUACCACUGCUUCAAUAUUUCCAGCAGAGGCGCCGGGAGCGCGGUGCUCAUACGCGCCCUCGAGCCUCUUGAGGGCGAGGAGCGCAUGCGCGACCUGAGGGACGCCAAGCGUUCUUCUGCCAAGAGGAACUCGUCGCCGGGCAAGCGGACAACUAGGCUGAAGACGCACCAAAUCUGCAAUGGGCCUUCCAAGCUCUGUAUUGCGCUCAGCAUUAAUAAAGAUGAAUGCAACAAACUUGACCUGUGCUCGUCACCAAUCCUUUUCCUGGAGGAGGGCACGCAUGUUUCUGACAGCGAAGUCGUGACGUGUAAGCGCGUGGGCAUCGACCGCGUCGCUCAGCCGUGGCGCGACGCUCCUCUGCGCUACUACGUUCGUGGCUCCUGCUGCGUCAGCGUCCGUGACCGCCUCACUGAAAAUAUUAGUGGCGACGCUGACCAAACAAACGGGGUAGUGGAGCAAGAAGCGACGUUAUCUAAGUCUAGCUGUUGAGUUAGCCAUCGUUCAGAUAAACGGGGUAGUGCAGCAAGCGGCAAAGUUACCUAAGUCUAGCUGUUGAGUUAGCAUCGUUCAGAAGAUAAACGGAGUAGUGGAGCAAGAGGCGACGUUACCCAAGUCUAACUGUUGAGUUAGCCAUCGUUCAGACAAACGGGGUAGUGGAGCAAGAGGCGACGUUACCCAAGUACUAGAGGAACGUCACGACCGAGCCAAUGGUCCCGGACCCGCCCGAUCGAGCGUUGGUUCCAGGCUACGCUCGUCGCUGAGUAGGGCCGAACGCCUCUUAAGCCUGAAAUCGUUCCAGCGCAUAUGCAACGCUACCCAAACGCGGUCUGCACCGUGUGAGUUACCCUCGCAAACAAGGCAAAGGAUGCGCGCACGCUGCACCUUAGGGUGUGGUGGAAGGUGCGCGGCGCUCGAGAGUUCUCUAAGCUGUUGAGUUAGCAUCGUUGUGAAUUACUCUUCAACGUGAAGCGAUUCUCGACGGUGCGCAACCCGCAACGACGGGUUUUGAGUAACAAUCUUAUUUCAAUUUAUUCGCAAGCAACGCAACUCAUUACGUUACUAAAAAAAUCCAGGUCGUUGAGUAGCAAUCGGCGAAAAUCGUUCGACUUGUACCCAUGAUCUUAAAUCAACGCAAAGUUUCUCCGCGUCAUCCAACUCACUGUUCUCGUAAGCAUCUCCAUGAGGUAGUAACUAUACACGUGAACACUCUCACUUCUUAGUGAGUUUUGGUUUAGCACGAAAUUAGAGACUUGACAGUGUUGAGAAAUUUUGUGAGUUUGAAAUACUCGUUCAUAGUUUUAUUAUCAACAGGAAGUUCGGAAUCACAUUGUAAGAGUUUUUCUUUAUAAUUGAUAUUCUUAAGUUAUGUUUACAAUGUUUUUCAAAUUUUACAAACAUUUUUAUGUCAUUUUCUCGUAUUUUAAUAACUGUCAAUAUUCUGUGAUCGGAAUCGUUCUUCGAUGAUGUUAUGCUUGAAAUUACAAUUUCUUAUAGUAAAAUAAUUUUUGAGUGAUUUGAGUAUAGUAGUCUGAGUUGGCAUUGUCAUCUUAGAAUAACUGAAAGAAAAUCAUAAGUUCUAAGGUCAUUGCUACGGUAUUUGUUUAUUUAUUGUUUUCUUGCUACCGAUUUGCAGUAAUUUUAUGCUGCUUCUGUGAAAAUGAUUCUAGAUUUAGCCAUUCAAAUUGAACUUUACUCUGUUGGUGAAAAGCACCCAGUAUAUGUAUUCUCAAACCAAAUAAUGCUACACCAAAUAUUAAUAAUGUUAAUGGUUGUACUUAACUCAUCAGGCUGAAAUAACCUUUCAGUUCGUUAGUAUGCUAACUUCUAGGUUAUAUAAUAACUUAAAACGAAGACUUCGAAGUAUGACUGCAAGAUACUGAUAAGUUAUUCUCUCUUAUACAAGUGGGCAUGAGACACGUGAGUGCGAGUGGGCACAAUUUGGUUGCUGUAGACCCAUUUCUUGACCACGUCCAGCACGUAGACCACGACCACCAGCACGCUCAGGUACUGGAUCCACGCGUGCUUCAUCACGUGCCAGAAGCUUGCGACGUACACGUGUUCCUGCUCCACGUACUUCAAGGAGAGUUCCACGCGGAAUAAGUCGGUCGGCCCUAUAAUGCUCAUGAUGUACUCGUUGCUCAGACGUAGCGUCUCUGUUGAAUUAAAAUUUGUCUGAAUAAUUUCAAGAUGAAAUUAGCUGAGGAACAAGUCUCCCUUGAGACGCGAGAGUUUUUGAUGAAAAUGACACAAUGAUUUAACUGCCUGACAUGGCAACUUAUCAUCAGAAGAAAUGAUCAACGUGACAACUGAUUGAAAAGGAUCGCCUUCCAUCGUGGUUACUAAUGUGGAGGCU
Hyalella azteca is the source of this 3219-nucleotide messenger RNA. RefSeq names its product probable DNA-3-methyladenine glycosylase. The coding region runs from base 549 to 1355 and encodes 268 amino acids. The record is from RefSeq and is a predicted model, not a curated record. The transcript has 4 exons. Gene Ontology annotation, biological process: base-excision repair. NCBI's taxonomy places the organism in Eukaryota, Metazoa, Arthropoda, Malacostraca, Amphipoda, Hyalellidae. Gene Ontology annotation, molecular function: DNA binding; alkylbase DNA N-glycosylase activity.